Chionomys nivalis (European snow vole) is the source of this 2134-nucleotide messenger RNA. It is a transcript of the gene Dnajb13, whose product is annotated as DnaJ heat shock protein family (Hsp40) member B13. The transcript is spliced from 8 exons. The record is from RefSeq and is a predicted model, not a curated record. NCBI's taxonomy places the organism in Eukaryota, Metazoa, Chordata, Mammalia, Rodentia, Cricetidae. Bases 60 to 1010 code for a protein of 316 amino acids. Gene Ontology annotation, molecular function: protein-folding chaperone binding. Gene Ontology annotation, cellular component: cytosol.
CAGAACGCUGACGAACAGAGGCUGGAGUCUGAGGAAAAACUGAUUCACUGCUGUCAGCCAUGGGGAUGGAUUACUAUGCUGUACUCCAGGUCAAUCGCAACUCGGAGGAUGCCCAGAUCAAGAAGGCGUACCGGAAACUUGCCCUGAAGAACCACCCAUUGAAGUCAAACGAGCCAUCUGCACCAGAGACAUUCAGGCAAAUAGCAGAAGCCUAUGAUGUGCUGAGCGACCCCGUGAAGAGAGGCAUCUAUGACAAGUUUGGCGAGGAAGGCCUGAAGGGUGGGAUUCCUCUGGAGUUUGGAUCUCAGACUCCAUGGACAACAGGCUACGUCUUCCAUGGCAACCCUGAAAAGGUGUUUCACGAGUUUUUUGGAGGAGACAACCCCUUCAGUGAAUUUUUUGAUGCAGAAGGAAAUGAUAUAGAUUUGAAUUUUGGGGGUCUUCGCGGCCGAGGAGUCCAGAAACAAGACCCUCCAAUCGAACGAGACCUCUAUUUGUCCCUUGAGGACUUAUUCUUUGGCUGCACCAAAAAGAUUAAGAUCUCCCGAAGGGUGCUAAAUGAAGAUAAAUAUUCCUCAACCAUAAAGGACAAGAUUCUGACAAUCGAUGUGAGGCCUGGGUGGAGGCAGGGCACACGCAUCACCUUUGAGAAGGAAGGGGACCAGGGCCCCAACAUUAUCCCGGCUGAUAUUAUCUUCAUCGUAAAGGAGAAACUGCAUCCUCGCUUCCGCAGGGAGCUUGACAACCUCUUCUUUGUGUACCCCAUUCCUUUGGGUAAGGCUCUCACCUGCUGCACCGUGGAGGUGAAGACCCUAGAUGAUCGUCUGCUCAACAUCCCCAUCAAUGACAUCGUCCAUCCCAAGUACUUCAAGAUGGUGCCAGGUGAGGGUAUGCCACUGCCUGAGGAUCCUACCAAGAAGGGGGACCUCUUCAUUUUCUUUGACAUCCAAUUCCCCACCCGCCUCACACCACAGAAGAAGCAGAUGCUGCGCCAGGCAUUGCUGACCUAAUUCUGGGCACCUGGACAGGAGCAGGGAUGGAGAGGGCUAGCUGGGCCUUACACACUCAACUCCCACAGUGAAGAUGGGGAAGUGUGAGACCUUAGGCCAAUAUAAUAAAGAUUCCUUUCCUAUCCUCUAUGACCUGAAGUGUGCUGGAGAGAAGCUUCCUGCUUUGCCUUCCUUUGGACCCUGAAAAGCUAGGCACCUGGGGUACCAUUUGGCUUCCUAGGCAUGGACUAUUCCCUGAGGGUUUAGAACCUCUUGCUUACAUCUUGGUACAUGGGGCAGGGCUAUGUGACUGACCCUGUCAAAGGUCCCUCUGCUCUUGCCAUUUCACAACAUAUAUAUACAAAGGAACCUUCUAGGAACUGUGCUGCUUCGGGAAACAGGAAACAGGAAGCACAGAAAGACGGCAGUUGUACCUGUGCUCCGGUGUCUAUGGCUGAGCUGCCACCAGACCUUAGGCCAAUCUGUAUAGACUCACAAGCUUCAGUUAAAGUCACACCCAGGACACAAUGCCAGAAGAGCUCUGUCUGCCUCUGGCUCUGGUUCUGUGUCUAUGAGAUGGGUCUCAGGCUGCUUUUAGGCCAGUGUUCUGGGAGGCAUGGCACUUGGGCUCUGUCCAGGUCUGUCCCUGACUCUUGCAUUUGUUACUAACUUGCUUAGUAGAGCUUACACCCUGCCUACAGGUGUGAGAACUGGGUCUUUGGUGUGAAAGCUCUUGGUAGACUCAUGGUUAGAUUAUAGAGAGGGUCACUCCAGGUGGCCUGAAGGAGAUCCUGCUUCCGGGUGCAGCCAGGGUUGUGUGGCCCACACCAGUACCUUCAAAGUUGACAGGACUGUGUUUCUUUUCCAUGCUGGUAUUUGAGUUUAGGCUGUGAUGAGGUCUAGGCAACAAGCAGAUUCAAUGGCUUCCGAGAUGUGAGAAAAAACAAACAAACAAACAAAUUAUUCAUAUUGCUUAGAAUCCUGCCAUUCAAAGUGCCCUAUUAGCUUAAGGAUUUGUCCUUUUGACUUUUCAAAAAAAUUUCUUGCCGGGCGGUGGUGGCGCACGCCUUUAAUCCCAGCACUCGGGAGGCAGAGGCAGGUGGAUCUCUGUGAGUUCAAGACCAGCCUGGUCUACAAGAGCUAGU